UCCUCAACACCAUGGCCUUCCGCGGCGAACGUUUCAUUCUUGACCUGGACUCCGAUGAUGAUGCCGCUCCGGAAGCUUCUCACGAUGUCCCUCCGGGCUCCUCAUCCAUCGCCAUCCCCGGGAUGAUCGGCGAAAUCCGCGAACGCACCCCAGCUGCGGCUCCCGCCCCGCCUGCUCCCAAACCCAGCACCACCGGCUUUCCAGCUCAUCGCCGUCGCGCCAAGCCCUCGGCUUUCAAACAACGACGAGCCCCGACGGCGUCUACCCCAGCCUCUGCUCCAGGCCCGACGGACGAGAAAACCGCCAUCGCACAGGAAAAUGAGCGGCAGCUGGCAUCCAUGUCCGAUGCGCAGAUCCAACAAGAGCGCCAGGAACUCAUGGAAUCCAUGGACUCCUCUCUACUCGAGCGGUUUCUCCGCCGAGCUCGGAUCGACGCCGACGACAAUGCCGCCACCUCCCAGCCCGCUGCCUCGUCCUCCGCCGUACAACCCGCUACCGCUGAACCCGCAAAAGACGACGAAGAGGAAAACGCAGCCCCUGCUCCACCAGCAGCAGCACCCUCUAUAACUCCCUCCUCAGCCAAACCACCCCCCUCCAACGAACCCUCCCCAGACGACGUCCCUCCCGCUGAAACCCCGUCCGACCUCCACGCCGCCGCCGAAUUGCCUCCCUCGGGCAGCGUGCACUUCCCAGCACCACCAUCUCAGACCUCACCCAUGCCCAAUCUCGAUCCCUCAUCCCCCUCCUUCCUCUCCGAUCUCCAAACGCACUACUUCCCCAACAUCUCCCACGACCCCGCCGCGCUCUCCUGGCUGCAACCCCCCUCCGCCGACCCAGAAGACCCCGACUCGACAUCCGCCUACCACCCCGCCAGCAACGCCGAGGCCAUCCACCCCGCCAACCUCCGCUUCUCUCUACUCGGAACGGUCCUCUCCCCAUCGACAUCCCUCUCCCUUCCCACCACCCUAGGUCUCCACCACCACGGCAAGGACCCCCACGCCGCGGGGUACACGAUCCCCGAACUCGCCAUCCUCAGUCGCUCCACGUUCCCCGCACAACGCUGCAUCGCGUGGCAAGUGCUGGGCCGGAUCCUCUUCCGGCUUGGAAAGGGUCAAUUCGGUGAACGCGGCAGCCCCCUGGUCGAAGGACUCUGGUCCGUCGUGGAGCGCGAGGGCGUGGUGGCCGGUAUGAUGGCCGAGGCGGAUGGAGUCACCGCGGGGACGACGUCCCGUCGCGGAGAGAAGGGCUCGGCGGCAGACGAAACGAAGGAAUCAUCUCAGGAACAGGAAUCCGCAGGGACGGGUGCCGCCAGCAGCCGCCGACAACAUGCCAGUGCUACAGCGUGGGCCGUCGAAGGCGUCUGGCUAUGGCAGAUGGGUGGCGCUGGAGACCGGGGGGUGCUGAAGGAGGGUACGAUUCGGUCGCAGUGAUGAAUCACACGGCGCGCUUUCUGUCCUUUCAUUAAAAGUAUCACAAAUUAAUAUGACCAU
Aspergillus ibericus CBS 121593 is the source of this 1490-nucleotide messenger RNA. RefSeq lists its product as uncharacterized. Gene Ontology annotation, biological process: transcription by RNA polymerase II. NCBI's taxonomy places the organism in Eukaryota, Fungi, Ascomycota, Eurotiomycetes, Eurotiales, Aspergillaceae. The transcript has a single exon. Bases 12 to 1430 code for a protein of 472 amino acids. The record is from RefSeq and is a predicted model, not a curated record. Gene Ontology annotation, cellular component: nucleus.